AUGCUGCAAUCGAAGUCUAUCCUCGCGGUCUUUCUGGUCUUGAGCUUUUUCUUUCAUGAAGCUCAAGCAGGUAGAUUGCGUGAUAGAAUGUUUUGGUGGCGCAAACCAUCAGUCAUCGGCUAUGCAAAACUUCCCGCCGCCCAUGCUACGCUCAUCAAUCGAAAAAACAAGGUGCAAUAUAUGGAGGGAACCCAAGUUCCAUUACAAAAAAUAGGAACUGGUUUAUAUCUAGAAAACGACCCUACUAGCUGGCUAGGUGCAGAUGAAGAUUGGUAUUGUGUUUUCAAAGCGGAUAAGCAGAAGUUAAAAGAUAUCGACAAAAUAUGGAUCCCACGAGCUUAUAAAAAAUCGACUCCGGUUGGUCCUCAGAAACAAGAUUUAUGGGGCGUAAGCGAAGACGACAUCGUGGACUACAUCGAAUCAAUGUCAUCGGAAUUAAAAUUGACAUCGGGUUCCAAGAAAGCGCUGCGCUUAUAUCAAAAUUAUCAGCUGCUAAUGCUUAUUCCAAAGCAGACGAUAACUGACGGGGAUUUGGGUUUAUGGGCCCAAUGCUUUGAAACUGAAGAUGAGCUGGAUGAUUUUUCGGAUGAUGUUAUACGUUGGAAAUCUUGGGGGGUUAAAGGAGAUCGUGGAACCGAUGCCUUCGAACCUAACGAAGAGGACUGGUAUUUCGAGCCUUUGGACUUCUUUGCUGAUUACCUUCCAUGGGGGACUAAGAAUAGUCCGAGGAGGGCGUGA
Drepanopeziza brunnea f. sp. 'multigermtubi' MB_m1 is the source of this 738-nucleotide messenger RNA. RefSeq lists its product as uncharacterized. The record is from RefSeq and is a predicted model, not a curated record. NCBI's taxonomy places the organism in Eukaryota, Fungi, Ascomycota, Leotiomycetes, Helotiales, Drepanopezizaceae.